This is a messenger RNA of Puma concolor (puma), 3813 nucleotides long. Lineage: Eukaryota; Metazoa; Chordata; Mammalia; Carnivora; Felidae. The record is from RefSeq and is a predicted model, not a curated record.
AUGAUUGCUCACAAACAGAAAAAGACAAAGAAAAAACGUGUUUUGUCAUCAGGCCAACUCUCUACCGAUGUUACAGCUCCUGAAAUGGGGCUCAAGUCCAUAAGUUCCAAUUCCAUUUUUGAUCCGGAUUACAUCAAGGAGUUGGUGAAUGAUAUCAGGAAGUUCUCGCAUAUGUUACUAUAUUUGAAAGAAGCUAUUCUUUCAGAUUGCUUUAAAGAAGUCAUUCAUAUACGUCUGGAUGAACUCCUCCGUGUUUUAAAAUCUGUAAUGAAUAAACAUCAGAACCUCAAUUCUGUUGAUCUUCAAAAUGCUGCAGAAAUGCUUACUGCAAAAGUAAAAGCUGUGAACUUCACAGAAGUUAAUGAAGAAAAUAAAAACGAUCUCUUCAAAGAAGUAUUUUCUUCCAUUGAAACCUUGGCCUUUACCUUUGGGAAUAUCCUGACAAACUUCCUUAUGGGAGAUGUAGGCAAUGAUUCAUUAUUGCGGCUGCCUGUUUCUCGGGAAAGCAAGUCUUUUGAAAAUGUUUCUGUGGAAUCGGUGGACUCAUCUAAUGAAAAAGGAAAUUUUUCUCCCAUAGAGCUAGACAGCGUGCUAUUAAAGAACACUGAUUCUGUAGAAUUGGCUUUGUCUUAUGCUAAAACGUGGUCAAAAUAUACCAAGAACAUAGUUUCAUGGGUUGAGAAGAAGCUUAACUUGGAGUUGGAGUCCACUAGAAAUAUUGUCAAGUUGGCAGAGGCAACUAGAAGUAACAUUGGAAUGCAGGAGUUUAUGCCAUUGCAGUCUCUAUUUACCAGUGCUCUUCUUAGUGAUAUCAAAAACAGUCACCUUUUGCAACAAACAAUCGCAGCACUCCAAGCCAACAAAUUUGUGCAGCCUCUACUUGGGAGGAAAAAUGAAAUGGAAAAACAAAGGAAAGAAAUAAAAGAACUUUGGAAACAGGAACAAAACAAAAUGCUUGAAACAGAGACUGCUCUUAAAAAGGCAAAACUGUUAUGCAUGCAACGUCAGGAUGAGUACGAAAAAGCAAAAUCUUCCAUGUUUCGUGCAGAAGAGGAGCAUCUGUGCUCAAGUGGUGGAGUAGUCAAAAAUCUCAACAAGCAGCUAGAAAAAAAGCGAAGGUUGGAAGAGGAGGCUCUUCAAAAAGUAGAAGAAGCAAAUGAACUCUACAAAGUUUGUGUGACAAAUGUUGAAGAGAGACGAAAUGAUCUAGAAAAUACCAAAAGAGAAAUUUUAACACAACUCCAGAAACUUGUUUUUCAGUGUGAUCUUACCCUUAAAGCUGUAACAGUUAACCUCUUCCAGAUGCAACACCUACAGGCAGCCUCCCUUGCAAGCAAUUUACAGUCUCUCUGUGAUAGCGCCAAACUCUAUGACCCAGGCCAGGAGUACAGUGAGUUUGUCAAGGCCACAAAUUCAACUGAAGAAGAAAAAGUUGAUGGGAAUGUAAAUAAGCAGUUAACAAAUAGUCUUCACACUUCUGGAUAUGGACCCAGCGACUCGUUAGAAGAUGUAGUGCGCCUUGCUGACCCCUCUAGUAAGAUUGAAGAGGACAGAUGCUCCAAUAGUGCUGAUGUAACAGGUCCUUCUUUUAUAAGGUCAUGGACAUUUGGGAUGUUUAGUGACUCUGAGAGCACUGGUGGAAGCAGUGAAUCUAGAUCUCUGGAUUCUGAAUCUAUAAGUCCAGGAGACUUUCAUCGAAAACUUCCACGAACUCCAUCCAGUGGAACCAUGUCUUCUGCUGAUGAUUUAGAUGAGAGAGAGCCACCUUCCCCUUCAGAAGCUGGACCCAACUCCCUUGGAACAUUUAAGAAAACAUUGAUGUCAAAGGCAGCUCUCACUCACAAGUUUCGAAAAUUAAGGUCCCCCACAAAAUGUAGGGAUUGUGAAGGCAUUGUAGUAUUCCAAGGUGUUGAAUGUGAAGAGUGUCUCCUUGUUUGUCACCGAAAGUGUUUGGAAAAUUUAGUCAUCAUUUGUGGUCAUCAGAAACUUCCAGGGAAAAUACACUUAUUUGGAGCAGAAUUCACACAAGUUGCAAAAAAGGAAUCAGAUGGCAUCCCAUUUAUACUCAAAAUAUGUGCUUCAGAGAUUGAACACAGAGCUUUGUGUCUACAGGGAAUUUAUCGUGUAUGUGGAAACAAAAUAAAAACUGAAAAACUGUGUCAAGCCUUGGAAAAUGGAAUGCACUUGGUAGACAUUUCAGAAUUUAGUUCACAUGACAUCUGUGACGUCUUGAAAUUAUACCUUCGACAGCUCCCAGAACCAUUCAUUUUAUUCAGAUUGUACAAAGAAUUUAUAGACCUUGCAAAAGAGAUCCAACAUGUAAAUGAAGAACAGGAGUCAAAAAAGGAUAACUCCGAGGACAAAAAAUGGCCGAGUAUAUGUAUAGAAAUAAACCGAAUUCUUAUAAAAAGCAAGGACCUCCUAAGACAACUGCCAGUGUCAAAUUUUAACAGUCUUCAUUACCUCAUAGUUCAUCUUAAGCGAGUCGUGGAUCAUGCAGAAGAAAACAAAAUGAACUCCAAAAAUUUGGGGGUGAUAUUUGGCCCAAGUCUCAUUAGGCCAAGGCCCACAACAGCACCUGUCACCAUCUCCUCUCUUGCUGAAUACUCAAAUCAAGCACGGUUGGUAGAGUUCCUCAUUACUUACUCACAGAAGAUCUUCGAUGGGUCCCUGCAGCCACAAGAUGUAGUUGUGUGUAGUAUAGGUGGUGUUGCAUCUCCUGUUGAUCAAGGCUGUCUUCCAAAGCCUCUAUUGUCACCAGAAGAAAGAGACCCAGAACAUUCUAUGAAGUCACUGUUUUUCUCUUCAAAGGAAGAUAUGCAUACUGUGGGUAGUGAAACCAAAAGUUUUGAGCCAGCUACAUCAUUUGAGGAAUCAGAACGAAAGCAAAACGCAUUAGAAAAAUGUGAUGCAUGUCUCACCGACAACAAAGUGGGUUUGCUUAUAGACCUAGAGCUUGAAUCAGCAUCACAGAAGAUGGAUGAUGUUUGUAAAACCUCCAAGCCACUUAAUCUGAAAUCAGAUAGGGAAGCAAACAGUGUUGAAAGGCAUGCUCCAAGGACCAAGAUGAGACCUGUAAGUUUGCCUGUAGAUAAACUACUUCUUCUGGCAAGCCCUCCAAAUGAGAGAAAUGGCAGAAAUAUGGGGACUGUAAAUUCCGACAAGUUUUGCAAGAAUCCUACCUUUGAAGGAGUUAGUAAGAAAGAUACUCCUUCUGUUGGUUGUUCCAAAUUGGAUGGCUCUGAGCAGUCAACUCUACAAAGCCCUUGGGAGCAACAAUGGGAACAAAAUGGCCUAACUGUAAAGACUGCAGUGACUGUGCCCAGUGCACUCCAGGACAGAGGACUGACAACGAGCCCCAGGAUCACUGGGGGCCACCCAGUCAGUGCCGCCCAGCCCAGUAAGCCAUACUCAGAACCAGUGAGGCCAGCGAGACAGGUGUCUGGGAGACGGUCCUCUGAUUCCUGUCCUCCUGCUCCUGUCCGAGCGCCCAGAACACUGCAGCCGCAGCAUUGGACAACAUUUUAUAAACCACGUGCUCCCAUGGGUGGUGUGAAAGGGGAUGAAGAGAAAGCUGCAGCACCCUCCCCAGCACCGCCUCCCAGCACAACUCCCACCCCCCAGGGGCACGCGCUAAGAACAGUGCCAGACUCUGAAAACGCUCCUGCUGCCCCCACACAGCCCACCAGGAAGCCUAAAGAGAGCCCUGAGGAGCGGAACUUGCCUGAUGUGCCGCCAGCGUGUCAGAGACCAAGGCUAAAACGAAUGCAACAAUUCGAAGACCUUGAAGAUGAAAUCCCACAGUUUGUGUAG